This is a messenger RNA of Mesorhabditis spiculigera, 1191 nucleotides long. The record is from the annotation of a GenBank genome assembly. Lineage: Eukaryota; Metazoa; Nematoda; Chromadorea; Rhabditida; Rhabditidae.
AUGCCGGUCGUGCAGCUGUUUUGCCUGUACGUCUCCGUCGCGCUGUUCAUCGACUUUGUGUACCAGCUGACCUUCUUCACGGCGCUGAUGACGUUCGUCGUCCGCCGCCAAAUCGCCAUCGACGAGAAGCUGCAGGCCAGCGGGCAAUCUAGCGAGACGAGCUCGAUCCAGCGGUGGCGGGACAAGCUGCGCGAGAACUCGAUGCUGUCGCUGUCGUUUGAGACGAGCAAAAAGUUUGUCCAAGAGACGAGCGCCAACUACGACUGGCUCGACUGGUUCGUCGACUGGCUUCACACCGGAUGCGCCAAGUUCACCAUAGCACUCAUCUUCUUUGCGCAUAUCGGCAUCAGCUCCUACCUGGCGACGAAGGUGAACACCGACUUCGACAUGGAAAACCUGUACCUGGCCAACUCGCCGUUGACCGACAUCAGCCGGCGUAUGCAGGACUUCGUCUUGAAGGAAUCCUUCGUCGACAACUUUGCCGUCUACCCGAUGCCCGACUUUUCCAAUGAAACGGUUCGCGACCGCUUCGAGGCAAUGGUCAACCAGCUGGAGACGAUCCCACGAUUCUCCGGCGGGCCGAACAAUACGAAUUUGUGGUUGAGAAAGUAUAAGGAAACGAUCGCCUUCUGGGGUGAAGACGAAGAGUCGUGGGCGGACCAGACGAUGCUCGCCAACUUCCGUGACAACGACCUCGAGGAGAAGUUCAUCACCAUCGGGAAAAACUCCGCCGGCAACGAGGUGAUCGACGGGUUCUUCUUCAGCGUCGUCUACCAGAAUCUGAGCUCGUUCCUGGAGGUGGAGGAAAUGAUGCAGAUACGCCGUAACAUAAUUGCGCAGUAUCCAGAAUUUACGGUUCACGCUCAUCAUCCGUUUGAAAAGGUUCCGACCGAAAGUGCGGCAGCGGCUCCGUCGAACUUCUUGCAGACGGCGGUAUCCGCCGUCAUCAUGAUGUCGCUGCUGGUGUGGGUGUUUGUGAUGAAGGCCGAGGCAAUUCUCUCCGUCUCGAUUUCCAUCGUUUCGAUCUGCGUUGGUAUCGUCGGCUACCUCCACGUGUGGGGUGUCCACCUUGACGCCGUGUCCCUCAUCUCGAUCCUGAUGUCCGUCGGCUUUUCCGUCGACUACUCGGCCCACGUCUGCUACCACUACUUUGCCCAUGCUGCUGACGCGGAGCAUGAUAGCGAGCAAGAA